Molecule: messenger RNA, 7655 nt
Organism: Danio aesculapii
Lineage: Eukaryota; Metazoa; Chordata; Actinopteri; Cypriniformes; Danionidae
Gene: sbf1
Product: SET binding factor 1
Exons: 44
Coding region: 157-5967 (1936 amino acids)
Source: RefSeq, a predicted model, not a curated record
CGCUGUCAGGGCACGGCUCACUCACAGCGACAGUAUGGCGGCGGGCUGCUGCUGUAGGGAUGCUGCUUACGCCGCUGCCUUCACAAUGUGAAAAGGAUAUCGUCUACUUGUGGAAAGACUGUCACCCCCGAGGCCUGACGCCGUGAUCCCGAAAAGAUGGCGAGGCUCGCCGAUUACUUCGUGGUAGUUGGCUACGAUCUGGAUAAGAGAGGAGGUAGUGAAGGUCAGGGCCGGAUUCACCAGCGUUUCCCAGAGAAGGACUGGGAAGAUAACCCCUUUCCACAAGGCCUUGAGCUGUUCUGUCAGCCCAGUGGAUGGCAGCUGGCUCCUGAGAGAAAACCUUCAUCUUUCUUCGUGGCCGUUCUCACUGACAUCAACUCCGAGCGGCAUUACUGCGCCUGCUUCACCUUCUGGGAGUCUGUGGAGAAUCCGCAGCUGCAGAAAGGAGAGCCCAGUGAGGUAGAUGAAGAUGACAGUCCAGACGUGCUCCAGCCCGCUCAACUCUACGCUCCUAGAAGCCUGGUUCUCGUGUCCCGAUUAGACCACACGGAGGUCUUUAGGAACUGUUUGAGUCUCAUCUACACUGUUCAUGUCGAUGGCCUCACUGUUCCCAUGGAAACAGUGAUCGGAAACCUCCUCACCUGCAUCAUUCCUAUAGCUGGCGGCUCUCAGAUAAAUGAUCCCCCUCUUUGUAGUUUAUCUGACUGGCUUCUGGGUUGUUUCCAGCCGGGCCAGGAGGACAGAGAGGAGAGCUCGAGGACCAUAACACUUGGCGCGGGCGACAGGCAGGUCAUCCAGACGCCCAUCAACGACUCCCUGCCCGUCAGUGGCUGCAGUGUGGCUCAGCUUUUCAGACAGCUCGGAAUCGUGAAUGUUCUCUGUCUGUUUUGUGCUGCUUUGACUGAGCACAAGAUCCUGUUCCUCUCCAGCAGUUACCAGCGGCUGACGGAUGCCUGCAGGGCUCUGCUGGCCAUCAUGUUCCCACUCAAGUACAGUUUUACAUACGUUCCCAUUUUACCGGGGAAGCUGCUGGAGGUGCUCAGCAGUCCGACACCCUUCAUCAUCGGAGUCAACUCACAUUUCCGCUCAGAGACUCAGGAGCUGCUCGACGUAAUCAUUGCAGACCUGGACGGAGGCACAGUGACCAUUCCAGAGUGUGUCCACAUAUCCGUGCUCCCUGAGCCACUUCUCCACCACACACAGACCGCCAUCUCCAUGGUUCUGGAUCCAGAGCUGGAAGUGGCUGAUCACGCUUUUCCUCCACCUUCCAUUCAACCAUCCGCACUUAAGAUUCAGGAUAAAGAGAUCCGUGCUGUCUUCCUCUGGCUGUUCUCGCAGCUCUUUCAGGGCUAUCGGUGGUGUUUGCAUAUCAUUCGCAUACACCCUGAACCCGUCAUUCGCUUUCAUAAGGCUGCUUUUUUGGGGCAGCGAGCACUAUCUGAGGAUGACUUCUUGAUGAAGGUGCUGGAUGGCAUGGCCUUCGCUGGGUUCGUGUCUGAACGCGGUCCUCCGUAUCGAGCCACUGACCUGUUUGACGAUCUUAUAGCCAAUCAGGUGGAGCGCAUUCGACAGGAGACAGGAGAUCCUCAUAAAGUCAUGAAGCACAUUAAGGAGCUGGCGGAGCAGCUUUUCAAAAACGAGAACCCGUACCCUGCGGUGACCAUGCACAGAGUCCAGAGGACAGCUGAAUGCGCACAUCCUCGGCUGCCGCAGACCUCCUUCCCCCAGCUGGACGAGGUGGCCGUGCAGCUCUUUAUAGACCACGCCACGGCUAAACUCAAAACUGCCCCACCGGUGGUCAAAGCUGAACUCAAGAGCAUGGUACCAACUGGACCACCGCUGGUUGACUUUGUGGACCGUAAUGGGAAUGUUCUGGCAAACAGCGCCAGGAGGUUAGAAGUGGUCCGGAACUGCAUCACAUACAUUUUUGACAAUAAGAUGCUGGAAGCCAAGAAGUUGAUGCCGGCAGUAUUACGGGCUCUGAAAGGUCGAGCAGCUCGUGUUUGUUUGACGCAGGAGCUCAAUCUUCACGUGCUGCAGAAUCGAGCCGUUCUGGAUGACCAGCAGUUCGACUACAUCGUCCGCAUGAUGAACUGCACCCUACAGGAUUGUUCUCAUAUGGACGAACAUGGCAUCGCUGCUGCUCUGCUGCCGCUGGUCACGGCCUUCUGUCGGAAACUGGGAGGAGGAAUCACUCAGUUUGCCUACAGCUGCGUUCAGGAGCACAUGGUGUGGACCAAUAUGCAGUUCUGGGAGGCCAUGUUUUACAGUGAUGUCCAGAAACACAUCCGGACGCUCUACCUGGAGAAUGGCGAGGAGGGAGACGCAUCCAGCCCUGAGGUGGAGGGUCUUGGUGUGUCUCAGAAUCAGCUCAGCGCUCUCGAACUGGCGUCUGAACAGAGUCGUCUGUGGCCAACGCUGAGUAAAGAGCAGCAGCAGGAGCGAGUGCAGAAAGAGGAGAGCACAGUGUUCAGUCAGGCCAUCCACUACGCAAACCGCAUGAGUUACCUGCUCCUGCCGCUUGACACCAGCAAAAAUCGUCUGCUCCGCAACACCGGCCUUGGGGACGUCGAGAGCGUCAGCAACAGCUACGUCACCAACAGUAUUGCGGGCAGCAUGGCAGAAAGCUACGACACAGAGAGCGGCUUCGAGGAUGCCGAGAGCUCAGAUGUUGCAAACUCUGUUGUUCGGUUCAUCAACCGAUUUGUUGACAAAGUGUGUAACGAGAGCGGCGUCACCAACGAACACCUGAAGGCCCUACACACAAUGAUACCAGACAUCGUUCAGAUGCACAUCGAGACGCUGGACGCGGUUCACAGGGAGAGCAAACGUCUACCUCCCAUCCAAAAGCCUAAGCUUCUAAGGCCGACUCUUUUGCCCGGUGAGGAGUUUGUGAUGGACGGGAUGCGGGUGCACCUUAUCACAGACGGUCGAGAGGAGGCAACGGGCAGUAUGGGAGGACCACCACUGCUGCCCGCUGAGGGGGCAAUCUUCCUCACUUCCUAUAGGCUCAUCUUCAAGGGCACUCCCACAGACCCUCUUGUUGGAGAGCAGGUGGUCACUCGCUCCUUCCCUGUCGCGUCCCUCACGAAAGAAAAGCGGAUUUCUGUUAGUCUUCCCAUGGAUCAGUUCAUCCAGGAGGGUCUCCAGCUGCGGUCCUGCACUUUUCAGCUGAUGAAGAUCGCCUUUGACGAGGAGGUGGCGUCAGAUCUGGCUGAGGUGUUCAGGAAACACAUGCACAAGCUCAGAUACCCACAGCAUGUCCAGGGCACGUUUGCCUUCACCGUGGGUCAGUCUGCCAAACUGGUGGUGGAGCACAAAACCAAGGACAAGAACCAGUCACUCAAAACGCUGUCCAGAAACCUGGUAAAGACUGCAAAGAGGACCAUUGGGCGUCAGUAUGUGACCCGAAAGAAAUAUUCUCCACCAACCUGGGAGAACCGCAGCAGUAUGCAGUCAGAGAUGGACGAGGAUGAAAUCUCUGUGUCUGAAGAGCCGGAGCCGAGUUCAUUGACACUCUCGUCCACCAUCCGCUCGUCUGACCGUCAGACCAUGAGUAACGUGGUGGAACGGGCCUGCUGUCGGGACUACCAGCGGCUGGGACUGGGCACGCUCAGUAACAGCCUGACCCGCUCCAAAAACGAGCCCUUCCGCAUCUCCACCGUCAACCGGAUGUACACUGUAUGCCGAAGUUAUCCAGGGUUACUGAUUGUCCCUCAGAGCAUCCCUGAUUCCACCAUCCAGCGUAUUUCCCGCUGUUACCGGCAGAACCGUUUCCCUGUGGUUUGCUGGAGAAACUCGCGCACUAAAGCUGUGCUGCUGCGAUCAGCUGGUCUGCACGCUAAAGGAGUCGUGGGCUUCUUCAAAUCACCCAAUGCACCUACUGCAGGCCCGUCUCAGGCCGACUCCACCAGCCUGGAGCAGGAGAAGUAUCUGCAGGCCAUCAUCAGCUCCAUGCCCUCAUACAGCGAGGCCAGCGGGAGAAACACACUCAGCGGCUUCACCUCCUCACACAUGAGCACCUCAGACUCAUCAGACAAGCUGAGGCAACCUAAAAUAGGAGCUUUAAUGAAACAAGUCAUGGGGGCUAAAGAAGACGUACCGGGAACCUUCAGUCGAGGAGCGCUGGGUCAGAGGGCGAGGGUCGUCUCCCUCUCUCAGCCUAGAGUUUCAGUCAAGGCCCGCAACUCACCCAGAGGGAAAUGGGGCAGUAUUCGUGGAAGUGGACGGCUCAGCACGUAUAACCCUGAUGUGGGGAACAGGCUGGCUGGGAAAGAGUCACCGCAGGCUAAUGGAGGCCCAAGCGAGACCUACUUCCUCCGGCAACAGAGAGCGUACUUGUUCAUCAUUGGAGACAAGUCCCAGCUUAAGGGUGGAAAGCAGGACUCCUUCCAGCAGUGGGAGGUGGUGCCCAUCGAGGUCUUUGACGUACGGCAGGUGAAGAACAGUUUUAAGAAGCUGAUGAAAGCCUGUGUGCCUUCCUCCCUAAGCUUUGACGCAAACAUGACCUUUCACCGCUGCCUGGAGGAGUCCGAGUGGAUGAAUCUGCUUCACAGGGUUUUACAGGUGUCUGUUCUUGUUGUGGAGCUUCUUGACAAUGGUUCCUCAGUCAUGGUUAGUUUGGAGGACGGCUGGGAUGUAACAACACAGGUGGUGUCCCUUGUGCAGCUGCUGUCAGAUCCCUACUACCGAACCAUCGAUGGCUUUCGACUGCUCGUGGAGAAAGAGUGGCUGUCAUUCGGCCAUCGAUUCAGCCAUCGUGGAGCCCAAACACUUGCCAGUCAGAGCAGCGGAUUCACACCAGUCUUCCUCCAGUUCCUGGACUGUGUGCACCAGAUUCAUCUGCAGUUCCCCAUGGAGUUUGAGUUCAGUCAGUAUUACCUCAAGUUUCUAGCCUACCACUACGUCUCCAACCGUUUCCGCACCUUCCUGCUGGACUCCGAUUAUGAGCGCAUCGAGCUCGGAGUCUUAUAUGAGGAAAAAGGUGAGAGGAAGAGCACUCAGGUGUGCAAGUCUGUCUGGGAUUACAUCGACAGGCUAAACAAAAAGACCCCCAUAUUCUACAACUACAUGUUUUCGCCUGAAGAAGAAGAGGUCUUGAAGCCCUACAGUUUCAUCUCCAACUUAAAGGUUUGGGACUUUUACACGGAGGAAACGCUUUCUGAGGGUCCGUCCUUUGACUGGGAGUUAGUGCAGGGUCGGCAGGAGAAGCCACAGGAGGAAGCUGGAGACAGACAAGAGACGACGGCGCCCAAAUCCAAGCGGAGGAUUGUCUGGCCCUGCUAUGACAACCUCAGUAAAGUAGUGCCUGAUGCCAUCACCAAACUCCUACAGGAUGUGCAGAACCUUGAAACUGAGCUGGGACAACCUACAGAGAAGUGGAAGGACACAUGGGACAAGAUUAAAACGACCCAGCGGGUGGAAUCCAGACUAGAGAGCAGGCACUCCUUCUCCAGCUCUCUGCUGAUGUCGUCUAAUCUGAGCCACCAGCGGCGCUCUCAGGGGGUCUAUCUGCAGGAGAGCGGCCGCGGCUCAUCCAUUAAUCUGGCUCUGGACUGCGAGGUCAGCGCUACAUCUACACCCGCUGCAGGACGGCCCAGUACAAGCACUCUAUACAGCCAGUUCCAGAGCACUGAGAGCGAGAACAGGAGCUUUGAGGGUAUUUUAUAUAAAAAAGGCGCUUUGCUGAAACCUUGGAAACCCCGUUGGUUUGUACUGGAUAAGACCAAACACCAGUUGAGAUACUACGAAACAAGGCAAGAUAAAGAGUGUAAAGGAAUGAUUGAACUGGCUGACGUGGAGUCUGUCAUUCCGGGGACACCUGCCAUGGGAGCCCCCAAAAAUAUAGACGACAAAGCCUUUUUUGAUCUCAAGACGACCAAAAGAGUGUACAACUUCUGUGCCCAGGACAGCUCAAAUGCGCAGUCAUGGAUGGACAGUAUUCAGGGUUGCCUAUCUGAUGCAUAGGUGUCGGACCAUAGCAGAAAACAUAACUGUGAUGCAUAGUAAAGAGGAGGGGCGGAGCCAGUGACGGACAGUAGCCUCAUAGCCAAUGGGGAGCCACUCCCCGGGCGUUUACAGAGGAAACAGGGCUUCCCUAAUGGUGGUAUUGAACUUUGCAAUGUCGCAUCUCAACAUUUCAAAGACUGAUAUCCGUGCUCGGCUUCAAAACCCUUCCUUCACUUGUUUGAAAAAAAGGCAUGACCUGCGAUUCGUCUUCAAUUACCGCUCGCAUCCCACCAUUAUCGCUCCAAUACUGCCACCUUUCAGCUAUGCAGGGGCUCAAAAAUGCCCACUAACUAGCCACACAGCUACUAACUAAUCACUGUUCCACGGUUUUAAGGCAAGUCUGGACGAGUGCAUCGAUUUCUUGCCUUCUCAUUGGCCGGUUAAGUUCUCACACUCCCUUCCGAUUGGUCGGCUUCAUCACGCAACGGUUCAUGAAGGAUUUUGUGUCUCUUUUUGUGUUAUUCGUUAUGAGAUAAUAUGAAAACUAAAGAUCCAUUCCUUGCCGUUUUUAUUUGACGACAAAAAGCCAUCUGGAGAUUUCCAAUUCCGCCUGUUUACGAAGAAAUUACAAACCACUAUUCGCUAAAUUUUUAAGGGAUGUUGAAGGAAAAUGGAGGGAUGUAUUGUGUCGUAUUUAUGCACGAUUGAUAAUUCAAUUUCGUUUCUUUAUUAUAAGAAAGGCGCAGACUAAAAGUGAGAGGACGAUGUGUGGAGGGUUUUUUUUGUUUCAUCAAGUGUCUGUUUACACCAAUCAGAGGCCAGAGGCUGGAAAUAAUGAUGAAAUAUAUGCAAACCUGUAAAUAUCCAUUCCAAAACAGAUAUCAGAUCUGCCAUAUCUACUUAAAUCGCAAAACUGAAUCCCAUAAUCAAACGUGGAGGACAUACGCUUCGGAUAUCCAGCCUCUGAGCCUCGGAUCUGUCAAAAAUCAGUGUUUUAGUUGUAGUCUGUUACCUCUUUUCUGUUUUGAAUCCUGUACAUAGAGGAGUUUGUUUAUAUUAUUCCUUUAGAGAGAGAGAGAAAGAGUCUAUUUUGCUGGACUUGGACUGAGGAUGCAUCAAAGUAUCACCUGUUUAUCACAGGAUCUUUUGUUUUGUUUUUUAAUACCAGAUACACAAACUAAUACACACACACGCACACACACACACAAUGUAAAAUAGGGUAAUACUUCCGAAUUGUUGACAACGAAAUUUGAAUUGUAGAUUUUUGUUCCAAUAACUCCCUUUGUAUAUAAUAUUCAAAUGUGUAUGUUAAUGGUAGUAAUUUAUUUAACUUUUGUCUCCUGAAAUAUGACAGCACCACUUAACUUUUAAAUUAGCGAUCCAAUAUGUGCCAUUGUUUAUCUCUGUGUUAACGUGACUAAUGAUAUAAAUAUAUAUAUUUUUUGGAAACCUUCAGAUGUGACUCAAAUAAACCCGAAAUUUUUCCUUUUCUUUUUUUUUUUUCCUCCAUGCUUCACAUAAUUCAAGUCCUGGUUUUCGUAACAUCUGAAUUCUGUCUGACAGCAAAAACUGCGUAACGUUUUUAUUUAUUUUUCAUGCUUUCUUUUUUUUAAAUUCGAUUCUCUCAUCUGAUCCAGGUUGUGUUGUCAAUCAUGCCAUAUAUUUUUUAGGAUUAAACCACUGUGGGGUUUCAUGGCCUCCUUAUA